This is a messenger RNA of Phytomonas sp. Hart1, 1713 nucleotides long. NCBI's taxonomy places the organism in Eukaryota, Euglenozoa, Kinetoplastea, Trypanosomatida, Trypanosomatidae. The record is from the annotation of a GenBank genome assembly.
AUGCCCAAUCCGCUCACCGGCCUGCGGGUGUCCGCGCUGACCGCUGCCGCUGUCCUGCUCGCGCUGCUUGCCGGGACCCCGCUGAUCGCUGCGGGGCACCGUUGCAUCUUCGACGAGCUGCAGCGCCAGCAGCUGGCGACCGGCACCAGUGCCGUCCCCGAGGUGGCGCACCGCGAGGCGCCGCAGCAGAAGCAGGGUGCGGAGCAGCAUGGCAGCCCCACCGCCCCUGGCUCAUGGAAGCCGAUCCGCAUCUCGGUGUUCACCAAGGACCUCGACGACAGCUCCCGCUACUGCACACAGCCCGGAGAGAUGAGACCCGACUUCAGAGGCUCCAUGAUAAAAUGUGAUGAAGAUAACGUUCUCACCGAUGAAAAGAAGCAAGCGCUGCGUGAGGUGCUAAUCCCCAACACGGUGCAGAUGCACCAGGACCGCCUGCUAGUGCAACCGCUCAGACACAACAUCCGUGUUGAACACUUCACGGGGGACCUUUGUUCUCACUUUACGAUUCCCAAGUCCCACCACACCACCGGUGUGCCGAAUACCGACUUUGUACUGUACGUAGCGGCGGGACCAAUAGUAUCUGAAGCUAUCGCGUGGGCACUUACGUGCCAGUAUGACCGCAGCGACCGCCCCAUCGUGGGUGGUUCUAAUAUUGGGUCAGUAGAUAUUAUGAACGUUCUCCAUUUUACUCGUGUUCUGACACACGAAUUACUGCACGCGUUGGGAUUCAGCAUUAGAUUAUUUAACAGGAGAAACAUGAUUGAUGCUGUGUCUGUUCGCGGUAAGCCACCAAGUUAUGUUCUGAAGUCGCCCAAAGUGGUGGAAGUCGCGAGGGCUCAUUACGGGUGCAGUACCAUGCAGUACAUGGAGUUGGAGGAUGACGGUGGGUUGGGGGCUAUAAGCUCACACUGGAAGAUGCGCAACGCAAAGGAUGAAUUGAUGGCUCCUACCGAUUCUGCAAAUUUCUACACCGCCAUCACCAUCGCAGCGAUGGAGGACACGGGCUACUACAAAGGCAACUACCGCAAUGUUCAGAGUAUGGUAUGGGGUAAGAAUGCCGGCUGCAUGUUAUUUGAUGAGAAGUGCGUUAUCAACGGUGUGUCGCAGAUGCCGGAGAUGUUUUGUGACCGUAAAACUGCUUCAAUAAGUGAGUUCAAGUGCUCAUCAAACCGGCUGGGCAUCGGAAACUGUACAAUGGAGUAUCAUGAUAGCUUGCCAACAUAUUUCCAGUACUUCUCCGAUACGACAAUGGGUGGGAAAUUUGGUUGGAUGGAUUACUGUCCGUUCAUAAACGAAUAUACUGACUCUAUGUGUUCAAGUGGGGAUGAAGAAAUAUUACCCGGUUCUGUGUUUUCCGAAUCAUCGCGAUGUUUUUCAGCUGUCCCAAGCACUUCCCUCCAGAUAAGCGAUGGCCAAAAUAUGUUCGCUAUCUGUGCGGAUGUGCAGUGCGACAAGGACACCUCGAGGUACCGGGUGCGGGUGAAGGGUACCAGUGAAUUCGUUGACUGCCCACCCGGAAGUACCCUUGUGCUCUCGGACCACAGUGCAGAAUUCAACUCUGGCUCGAUCGAGUGUGCACCAUACGAGGAGGUGUGCCCUAAAUCCCUUUACCCCGACGAUGAUUAUGAAAUAAUAAUAACAAAAACAACAGAGCCUCAUCCCGUAAGACUAAAGGCUACAACUAGUUUCCUUUCACGCUUUUGGCGGUCCUGA